UUUGCAGUGGAACACAUGCUCACUAGUUCAGUCUGUCUUCUGGGUCUCCUCUCUGGAAGCUCCUGUACCCAUCUCCUCACCCCAAAGUUCGGCCGCGGCUGACCUGCCGUGUUUGAUCGCCCACUGGAAGUUGCUGUUGCCGUUAGACUGAGAGUAGAGGCAUCUUUACUUGGCACAGAUGACUAAAAGCAACGGGGAAGACCCAAGAGCUGGGAACAGGAUGGAGCGCUUCCAGCAAGGUGUGCGCCAACGCUCUCUGAUGGCCAAGAAGAGGAUGCAAAACAUAACAAAGGAUGACGUCAAGGGCUUCCUACGACGGAAUGGCUUUGUGCUUUUUACCGUCUUUGCUGUUGUGUUUGGUAUCAUCCUUGGGUUUUCUGUCAGGUCAUAUCACAUGACCUACCGGGAGGUCAAGUAUUUCUCCUUCCCCGGGGAGUUGCUGAUGAGAAUGCUGCAGAUGCUGGUCCUGCCCCUCAUUGUGUCCAGUCUGGUUACAGGUAUGGCGGCGCUGGACGGUAAAGCUUCAGGGAAGAUGGGACUAAGAGCCGUAGUCUAUUAUACGACAACCACAGUGAUUGCUGUGUUCAUCGGAAUCAUCAUUGUCAUCAUUGUCCACCCUGGUAAGGGCAGCAAGGAGAAGAUGCACCGAGAGGGGAAGAUUGAGCCAGUCACAGCCGCUGAUGCCUUUUUAGAUUUAAUAAGAAAUAUGUUCCCUCCAAACAUGGUGGAAGCCUGCUUCAAACAGUUCAAGACAAACUAUGAAAAGAAGCUCUUUAAGAUUCCCCUUACAGAGAAUGAAACAUUACUGUCUGCAGUUUUUAACAAUGUGUCAGAUGCCAUGGAGUCUCUGGCCAAAUUCCGGGAGGAGAUGGUCCCUGUGCCUGGGGCAGUGAAUGGGGUGAAUGCGCUGGGACUUGUGGUCUUCUCCAUGUGUUUCGGACUGGUGAUUGGAAGUAUGAAAGAACAAGGAAAGCCCCUGAAAGAUUUCUUUGACUGCCUCAAUGAGGCUAUUAUGAGAUUAGUGGCUGUAAUAAUGUGGUAUGCUCCUAUUGGUAUUCUUUUCCUAAUUGCUGGGAAGAUUGCAGAGAUGGAAGAUAUGGGGGUGGUUGGAGGACAGCUUGGCAUGUAUACAAUCACGGUCAUCAUAGGUCUGCUUAUUCAUGCUAUUAUUGUUCUGCCAUUGCUAUACUUCUUGGUGACUCGCAAAAACCCCUGGGUGUUCAUUGGAGGACUGAUACAAGCCCUAAUUACAGCUCUGGGCACUUCAUCAAGCUCUGCCACGUUACCAGUCACAUUCAGGUGUCUGGAGGAGAACAACAAGGUAGACAAGAGGGUGACACGUUUUGUACUGCCAGUGGGAGCAACAAUCAAUAUGGAUGGCACAGCACUCUAUGAAGCCCUGGCAGCAAUUUUCAUUGCUCAGGUGAACAAUUAUGACCUUAACUUUGGACAGAUUAUCACAAUCAGCAUCACUGCUACAGCAGCCAGUAUUGGAGCUGCAGGAAUCCCACAAGCUGGCCUGGUGACCAUGGUCAUUGUACUGACAUCAGUAGGACUGCCCACAGAGGACAUCACACUGAUCAUUGCCGUUGACUGGUUCUUGGACCGUCUCAGAACCACCACAAACGUUCUUGGGGACUCGCUUGGUGCCGGCAUAGUGGAACAUCUGUCCAGACACGAGCUAAAGAACAAAGAUACUGAGAUGGGCAACUCAGUGAUUGAAGAAAACGAGAUGAAGAAACCUUACCAGCUCAUCUCCCAGGAGAACGAAACAGAGAAACCUAUAGACAGUGAGACCAAGAUGUAGACAGCAUGUGUCCUGAUUAACUGGCCAGAAUCACAUUCCUCCCAUUCUUUCCUAUGCCUUCAAAAUUCUGGUCUCGUGAUGGUGGCAACACCGGGGAGCAAUCAGAGAUUCAACAUCAGCAGGUGUCACGGUACCUGUGUCUGUACAAUGUGAAACAAUGUAACAUUUUGCCAUUGUGGCCCCGCCAUCUCUGUGCUAAGAAAACAAACCUUGCAUUGUUUGUACAUCCCUUUUUUUUAUUUUGUUUUUCUUGUUUUUAUGAAUUGGGAACCCAAGUAGCUGAGAGUCUUUUUGAAUAUUGGAAAUUAUGUUUUCCUUUAUUAUUCA
This is a messenger RNA of Nanorana parkeri, 2134 nucleotides long. RefSeq names its product solute carrier family 1 member 3 (gene SLC1A3). Lineage: Eukaryota; Metazoa; Chordata; Amphibia; Anura; Dicroglossidae. Gene Ontology annotation, biological process: D-aspartate import across plasma membrane; L-glutamate import across plasma membrane; L-aspartate import across plasma membrane. The coding region runs from base 179 to 1807 and encodes 542 amino acids. Gene Ontology annotation, molecular function: neutral L-amino acid transmembrane transporter activity; glutamate:sodium symporter activity; L-glutamate transmembrane transporter activity. Gene Ontology annotation, cellular component: plasma membrane. The transcript has 10 exons. The record is from RefSeq and is a predicted model, not a curated record.